AUGGGAGCAUACUUGGCGAAGCCAAAAACAGAGAAGAUAUCUGAUGGUAGCGAAAACGGAAGGCUGCGUUAUGGAGUUUCAUGCAUGCAGGGUUGGCGAGUCACGAUGGAGGUAAAAAUUAUCACAAAGCUGAUAUUACAAUGUAAGACUUCACUCAAGUAAAACAAAUUGUGUUUGUUUCGCUAUUUAACCCAUCCACUCCAGCGUUCCAAAGGAAGAACAUGCACAUGUUAUUUGGCAAAGGGCUGGAACGUUAACUUUGUAUUAAAAAGAUAACAGUUGAGCUUGAUUGCGAUCAUUUGAUCGUACACAUAAGCUUGAAGUUUUUAUACGAAAUGGGCUUUAACGGGCAGGUAGAUGGCUGUCAGCAUGGUGUUGAUUUUGAGAAGGUACAUACACGAUAUUUUGUAGCGAAGAAAAUAUGCAGACUCUAAGCUGUUUUAUAGUGAUAAAAAAGCAACUAUUACUUCUAAGGUUCUAAUAAUCGUCUUUUGAAUAAUCGAUUUGAUUUUUUCAAUUUUUAGGAUGCUCAUACUUGUGAGCUGGAUUUUGACGACAGUUCUACUCUUUUUGCGGUUUAUGAUGGUCAUGGAGGUAGAUUUCUUAAAAAACUGCUAAAUGAUAUUUUCAUUAACUAUCUAGUGUCUGCAAACACCUCAUCACGCUUUAUGAAUGUACGGCAACUGCAGUUCAUGUCUGUGAAAUCAAUGUAAUCAAAUACGUGCAAGCUACAGAAUACAGGGCCUCCUUUGAGAAUUUAUCAUUUCAAGUGUCCUGACAGCUCACCAUUAACACUUGAUUAAUUAAGUUGCACGGUGGCUCGUCAGUCAUGACUGGCUAGCUGUUGUGCUUGCAUUAGAAUAUUAUAUACCUUUCUCAUGAGUCCCUGUCCAUAACCAAUGAGUCCCAGUUUUAAAAAACGCUGUGGCUAUAUGGCCGGUAACCAGUCAAGGUUUUCGAAACACUAAAUGGCCGGCAGUCCUAUAUUCUCAGUAAAUUUCACAAAAUGGAGAGAUUCUAGCGAAUCUAAACUAUCAUAUGUCGAUUAAGACAUGUACAUGUCAAGCGAUCCUGAAAUGCUUUAUAGAUCUCAAGUCUAGUGUUUGGUUUACGCUGGGCUCAGAAGAUGAAACCGUGUUUUGUGACACUUAGAACUUUUUUCAGCUCGACUGCUAGUCAAGGUUUUCAAAACACUAAAUGGCUGGCAGUCCUAUAUUCUCAGUAAAUUUCACAAAAUGGAAAGAUUUUAGCUAACCUAAACUAUCAUAUGUCGAUUAAGGCAAGUCAAGCGAUCCUGAAAUUCUUUAAUAGAUUUCAAGUCUAGUGUUCAGUUUACUCUGGGCUCAGAAGACGAAACCGUGUUUUGUGACACUUAGAACUUCUUUCAGCUCAACUGCCGGUCAAGGUUUUCAAAACAUUAAAUGGCCAGCAGUCCCAUAUUCUAAGUAAAUUUCAUAAAUUAAAAAAAUUCAGCUGUUCUGAACUAUCAUAAGUGGUGAUCCUGAUCAAACCAGCCAGUUUUGUGGGAUUUCUAAAUCAUGUUUUUGUUGGUCUCGAGUCUUUGGAUGUCCGUUACUAUUUUCUGUCCAAAGCAUGGCGUGACAGUCAACGUUUGACGUCAUAACUUCUUGACCUUUCGUACGGCCUCCGCGGAAAACCAGCAGAAAAAGUCUUCACUCAGGGGCGGAUCUAGGGGGAGGGUGCAGGGGUGCACACCCCCCUGAGAUGACCUGCGGUUUUCUAAUACAACUGGUAUUCUGCAGAAAAAAAACUAUGUGGUUUAUCGGUGUUGAAGUAGAGCAAGAGAUGAGUGCACCCCCUCCUAAAAAAAGUUCUGGAUCCGCCCCUGCCACUGCUUCUGGAAAACACUAGACUUGAGAUCUAUAAAGCAUUUCAGGAUCACUUGACUUGUCUUAAUGGACAUAUGAUAGCUCAGAUUAGCUUGAAUCUUUCCAUUUUGUGAAAUUUACGAGCUGAAAAAAGUUCUAAGUGUCACAAAACACGGUUUCGUCUUUUGAGCCCAGUGAACCCAGCGUAAACCAAACACUAGACUUGAGAUCUAUAAGGUGUGUCAGGAUCGCUUGACUUGUUUUAAUCCACAUAUGAUAGUUUAGAUUAGCUAGAAUCUUUCAAUUUUGUGAAAUUUACCGAGAAUAUGGGACUGCCGGUCACCGGCCAUAUAGCCACAGCGUUUAAAAACCAACAAGUCCUAAACUGAAAAUGCUUGGUUCUUUAUGUAACCAGACAGUUAAUCUAAAGACAGACUUCAGAACUCUUUAUACAGUUUACUGAAAUACAGAAUAUACUCCAUCUAUUCAAUUGUAAAGCAAAACAAAGACUAAAAGAAAAUAAUAUGGACCCUUAAACAACAGCCACAGAAAUCACACGAACAGGCUGGCAAAAACAUCUUCAGAUCAAUCUAUCUAUCUUUACAUCCUACGGGAUGCAUGCCAUGAAUUAUUUUGUGUCGGCGAUUUUUGUGUCAGGGACGCAGGACGCAGAGGUAACAAAAUCACUGGCUUCUUGUCCAACAAAUUUACCUCCCAAUCAUUAUAUCAAAUGUUACAAACAGCAAAAAUGAACUUUUAAAAACUGUUAGUGUAACUGUUACAGUUCUCUUCAAAUUUGACCAUCUUUGCCUCCUGUUAUAAUUUUUAUUUGCUGGGUCAUUUAUUUUACACCAUCUUUUUAUGUAUUGAGUGGUUAUGGUUAUCUCAUAAAUUUCGUGACACAUCUCCUUUAAAGCAGCUGUUUUAUAAUUUCAUGAUAUCUCAGGUUCAGAAGUAGCCCAGUAUGUAGCAAAGAAACUGCCAGAAGUGCUAAAGAACACAGAAAAUUAUCAGAAAGGAGAUAUUAAACAGUCAAUGGUGGAUUGUUUCUUGGAAAUUGACCAGCUCAUUAUCAGUGAAAAGGUCAGCUGUUAAUAUUGUAAGGAAGUUAACUCUCAACCUGUGCAAGAUAAAGAAAUUCUGUUAAACCUCCAGCUCACUUGGGAGAGUGGAAGAUGAAUUCUGAGGACAGUAAUUGUCAUUUUCAUCUUACCUUAAACUGCCACUUUUUAAGCCCUGGGCUUAUAAAUCUUUGUAAGGGGGUUUUAGGAGGGCAUAUAAAUGGAGGGGCUUACACUGUAUACCCGAGAGGGUUCAUAACUGGAAUAGAGAAAGUGCUUUGAAACAAGCUGUAGCAGUGAUGAUUAAAAUACGUUUUGCACUUACUGGUUUUUAAUAGGCUUCAAAACAUCAUAAUAAUUCAAAUUGACGUUGAUACAUGUGGAGGGGGGUCUAUAUUUGGAUGCAUUUUUUUGAUUACAGGUAGACGGGUCUAUAACUUGGGAGGCUUAUAGGUGGGGAGUUUUUAAGCGGCUGUUUUCAGUAGUUGGAGCCAGGAUUAAAUAUAUUUUUUAAUUAUGCAGUUUGUAUAAGUGUCUAAUAAUGGAGUGUCCAUUUUUUCAGGGUCUUGCAGAGUUGAAGGAGUUGGCAGGACUUGAUAAGGAUCUGGAUGAGGAAGAAGACCUUGAGAUGUUAGAACAAGAAGCAAUGAUGCCACUGAAUGAGCUGCUGGCAAAGAUGAAAGAGGUUAGUGAGUAGCGCUGAGGAAAAAAGAAAAAAGCAUGACAGGUUUUUAGUGAAUGAAUAAAGGAUUUGGUUUCUAUAGAAACCGUGGUGUAGUAUCAAUGGAGGAGUGAACCACAAAAAUUUGGUUUUAUUAGAUGAGUUGAGGGUAGCUAUUCUGACCAAGGGUUAGUGCUCAGUUUUCUGAUCCUAUCCUGUGUUAUCUUUGUGCUGUUUUAGGACCUUAAUUCAUCUUUUUUUAAGUUCUGAGUCUAAAAGUUUGCAUGCAAUAUUGCUUGCAAUGAAUGCAACACUCCAUCCAUUUAGGUAAUCAAGCCACCUCAAGAGCAAGUCAUUUUGAGUUCGUAAUGUCACAGGUAGCCCAAGCUCACUAUCCUACUAAGCUAAGCUACUCUUAUUCAUACAGCAACAAUUUCUAAGACGUAGUAUGAGAAUUACCCUAUUUCUCCUUAAUUGAGUGAAACGUGCAUAAAGUUUUUGCUUUUAAGCUUGCAUUAAGUAUUUUUUAAGUGUUUAUCUGUGUGUUGACUGCGUUUCAGACCUCUUGGGAUGUCAAGAACCCGAGAACAACACUACCCUUCUAAGCUGAUUAAUUUUUCAUACAGCAAGAAAAUUAUAAGGCGUUGUAUGAGAAAUAUUCUUUGCUCACUAAAUUAGCAAAAUGUGCAUUGAAUAUCGCUUUGAAGCUUACCUUUAGCCAGGGUUGUCAUUAAGAGCCGGGGGCCGGGGAUUUUCCCCGGCUACUAAGAGAGUGGCCCCCGGCUUUUUGUUUUUAGAACCAAAAGAAAUUAGUGUUCUUGAAAUCUUAGUGACAACCCUGCUUUAGCGUUUUCUUGUUUUUCUUAGUGUUCUGACUGCAUUUCAGACCCCGGGGGGAGGACUCCCAUAUGAAACAGACGGGGAUGCUCGUCGGAAAUUUUGAAUUUAACCCCUAAAGGAGACCAUCUGGGCGUAGCUCAAGCUUUUUGUGACCCCUAAAGGAGACCAAAGACAUAAAGACAUAAUCAUCCAAUGCUUUUAUCUAAAAGUAGUUUUUAAAAGCAUUGUCAUAAAUCUCAAGUUCUUCGCAGAACCCUAAACGAGACCUUGGCAGCUUAAAAUAUUGGCACUUUGCCCGGAACACCCUAAGCGAGACCAAAAUCCAAAAUUUACACCCCUAAGCGAGACUACGAACAUCCCCGUCUGUUUCAUAUGGGAGUCCGCCUCCCCGGGUUUCAGACCUCCUAGGCACUGUUUGAUGCCUUUUUUAAACAACAGUUUUUUACCCAGAUGACAGUAGAGAGAAAAGAAGAAAAGGUUGGCAAACCUCUAUUGACCGGGUCCGCUCUCAGUAGCGAUAAAUUCCGCCAGAAACAGAUGUUCUGAUAAAUAAUGCACAUUUUCCAUCAUUCACAUUGCCAAAAUUCGCUCAAUUUUAGAGUAAUAGGAUAAUUCUCAUACAACGUCUUAUAAGUUGUUGAUGUAUGAAUAAUAUUAAUUAGCUUAGUAGGACAGUGAGCUUGGGCCACCUGUGGUAAUAUACCCGAUGGUGGAAACAACAUGAAGUGUUUUCAUCGUUAAUUCCAUAAACAGUCCGAAGAUCCUUGUUACUUUCAGUUUUCAACCCUCUCAUGUGGUGCCAGUUUCUAGUUUUUACUGAAAUUUCUUUGUGUACAUGUGCUUGAUGGUUAGUGCCUUGGAUUCCAGAUUGGGAGGUCUGAGUUUGUCUUUGUGUUGUGUUUUUGGGCAAGACACUUUAUUUUCACAAGGCCUCACUUCAGCCAGGCCCCAGUUGUUCAAACAUUGGAUAGCGCUAUCCAUAGGAUAAAUCAAUAUCCAGGGCUUGAUAUGAGUCUCGUCCAGUAGUCUGGGACAAGAAGAUUUUCUCGCUGGGCAAGUAACGUUGGAAACUUACUUUCUCAAUAAGGGUCCAGGCAAGAUAUCCUCCCACCAAAUCAUUAACUAAGACAAGCAAGUAGUUGCCCGGGCAGGCAAAAUGUAAGAGCUGCUUGCCCAAAGGACAAGCUAGAAUUUAAGUUUUUUUCUGCCCUGCUAUUUAAUGGAUAAGUAUUAGGGAAGCAAAUUGCUUUAUCCAGUGGAUAGCAUUAUCCAUUCUUUGAACAACGUGGGCCAGGUGUAUAAAUGGGUACAAUGGGCUGGAAUCACAUCUAGGGGAAAGUAGACAUAUUCUUAGUUACAUCGUGCUACAGAAACUGAGAUAUAAGCUUCAGCCUGGUGAACAACUGAGUUUGAUUACGUCAGCAUUACCCUUUACCUCAACUGUAAGUAUUAUAGUAAACACAGCAAACAAAGAGCUCAGAUCAUGCAUGAAGUGGUUGCUUACAAGAGGUUAAAAACAAUGGAAAGUUAUAAAACUGUCUCCUCAAAAAGUGGGCUCAGUGACUUGUGAGGGGCACUCUUUUAUGAGAGGUUCCAACUAUUAGCCUUUACUGGGAAAAUGUUUUACAAACUAAGGGACUCUCAGUCAUAUAUGGGAGGAUGGUUCUUGUGAGAGGUGGUCGCACAUGGAGGUUUAACUUUGUUUUUCUUUACUCUAUUAUAAUAUGAAGGUUGUUGUUGUUUUUUUCCAAUGUCUGUUUUUCUGAUGUGGCAGAUGAAAAAGGCAAAAGAUGGUGACAAUGACGGAGAACUUUUAGAACAGUGGACAGAGGAUGGGAAUCAAAGUACAGCUGAUGAUAAAGAAAACAAUCAUUGUGACACCAAUAAAGAGAAUGAAAUUGGUAUGUACACUGUAUGGCAAGAGAACCUCCAGUAAACUGCUAGUAAACCAGUAGCUUUUGUUAUCAGUGGACUAAUGGUAAUGACGAUACACCUGUAUAUUGACAGUAUGGUGUGUCAUUGAUAAAAUAGGAUUUGUCUGGCAUGGACUUUCCUUCAAAUUUGGGUGAUCAACAUCUAAUUUCAAGAGAAAAAAAUCCCAGCGGCAUUGAUGGUAAAUUAGUUUACUAUCAGCUCUCUUUAGUUCCUGGUAGUAUCAGUUGUUGGGAAGCUAUUUGCCUCUUAAGGGUGAUUUUGUUAACUCUGCGUCCUACGUCCCCGAUGCAUAAAAGUUCAAGGCGGUGAAAUUUGCUCAUCUGACCCUGACAUAGUCAUGCUUAGGGGCCAUUUGUAUUUGCUCUGUGUCUAUUUACAUUGAGUAUUUCAGCCGUUUAUUGAGUGAUGCAGCACAUAAAAUAUAAUAAAUAUUAUUUAAUAAUUAAAUGAUAUUGGCUAGGUGUAAUUUUGAGCAAUGUUAGUGCCAAAUCAAUGUUGCCUGUGGUUUCACUCAUUUUUGCAUGUGACCUGCAGUGCACCCCUGGAGUUUGCAAGAUAGUUUUUGUGCAUCUUGUUUUGUGCUCAAGUUGCUUUACAUUCCAGCGAUUAUUGUGGAUCAAUGCUCUUGUGGCAGACUGUCAAACUAUGUGAAACUGGUUUACAAGUUGUCAGUCCAUAACCAAGUUUUGAAAUCUCCAGAUAUCUUGCAAAUCAUUGGCUGAACUGGGGAAAAUUCAGGAAAUGCUAACAUUUGGACACUAUUCACAAAGUUUAACUUGUUUUCAUCAUUUUCUUUAGGCUCUAAGAAUGAUAAAAAGGAUGAAGCCAUUAUAGAAAAUGGUGACACGAUAAAAGCUGGUACGUGUAGCUCAGAUUCAGUUGAGAACUCCACCAAUGGAAGUUUGAAAAAUGGAAAGGAGGAAAAGGAGAAAGAUACAGAAGAAAGUGAAAAUGAUCACAAAAUGCAGCAAAAAGAAGUCAAGGAAACCAGUGAAGGUGAGCAGGCAACAAAUGAAAGCGAAAAAAAUGAAGAAAAGAUUCCUAAUGAUGAAGCUAUUGAUGAUGAAGAGGAAGAAGGUGAUGAAGAUGACGAGGAGGAUGAUGAUGAGGAUGAUGAUGAUGAUGAUGAUGAUGACGAUGACGAGGAUGGAGCACCAUUUCAAAGUUCAGAUGAAGUGAGUAUUGUUGCGCUAACAAAAAAGUUGUCAUAACCUUGAAUUUCAAGUGUAGUGGGGUCAGGGGCAAUAUUUUACUUGUAUCGAGGCAUUAAGAUACCAAAUUUAUAGGACUUAGUGACGCAUGAUUUUCUUUUAUAUUGGUGUGUACUCAUCUGCAUAUGUACGUAUAAUUUAUGAGAACACAAAUAGUGAAUUCCCUUGGGAACAUCACAAGACCUGUAUUGAGGGCGUGGAAGCAUACAGGGAGUGGCCAGGCCAAACUCUGGGUAUGCCACUUAUGGCUCCUGAUCCAAGCUAAAGUGAUCCACCUCCAAAAUGGUGGCAGAUUUAGUUGUUCUUUUUGUUUUGAUGAUAAUUGGCCCCCAAUGAAUCCUUUCAAAGUGAAAAUUCUUUUGAAUUCUGCAGAUGCAAUCGAGGCAAAGGGGGCUUUUAUCAUAGAAAAUAUAGCUCCAAAAUACUAGGAAAUCGUGAGAAAUAGAACAAAAUCAUUCAAUUUAUUCAGUUUCUUGCUGGAGUAACAAGAGUUAGCGCAUUACAUCUUGUUCAAUAUCAAGGUUACAGUUAGCAUUCUGCCAUCAAAGUUGAGCUUUAAAAAAAUAAAUGGAUCUCUGAACCACCUUGACGUAUCAACGAAUGGACUGGAUAGUCUUCUGUUUAUUAACUGUAGGGAUAUAUUCACCGAAAGCAUAAUAGUUUUGUGGAGUUUGAUACAAUUAUAAGAAUGAACUCCUCUUAUCUAUUAAAUGCUCUCUCUUGGGCUCCUAAAAUUAAAUUAUCUCCCGGGCAUCUAUUGUACCAUUUAUGGUACCUCAACGUUCUCACAUAUUCAAACAAAGCUUUGGAUGAUGUGAGUAUACUUUGUCUAAAAAGUGAUCCGAAAGUGGCUUUCGUUUCUCUAAUUGGAAGCUUUUUUGCAUAAAUCUAAACCUCAUCAGUAUAUUUUUUCUUGAUCUUUGUAGGUUGGCUACGACAGUGGAACUACAGCUAUUGUUGCUGUCUUACGUGAAAAUCAACUAACGGUUGCCAAUGUUGGAGAUUCGCGCUGUGUGCUUUGUCGGAACGGCAUUGCUCUAGAAAUGUCCACGGAUCACAAACCUGAAGAUGAACAUGAGCUGAAUAGAAUCCAUAAAGCUGGUGGAAAGGUUACUUGUGAAGGAAGAGUAAAUGGGGGUUUAAAUUUAUCAAGAGCUCUAGGUAUGUGGCUUGAUUUAUUGCAAGGCUGUCGCGAAGGAGGUUUCACUGGGGUUGGGUAACCAUAGCAACUAAAAGAGAAAUCUCGACCUCUUCUUUUUAACCCUUGCAAGUUGCAACACUCAGCUGCAAAGCCUGGCGUUAUAAACGUCGUUUCAAAAAGUCGUUAAUAAUUCAUAAAGAAGACGAAAAACAAAAUAAUGUUUAAUGAGCGAUAAAGACACGGCUAAACGUUACGUCCAAUUUUUUGGCCAAAAUAACGCCAGUUCUAAAUAUUAGUCCAAGAAUGAGUUGAUCUAUAUCAGAGAUUUUGAAGGCGUUCAAAAAACGAGCAGGAGUGUAUUAUCAGGUUUAAAAAAAACUCGAGGCGAAGUCGAGAGUUUUAAAACCUGGUAAUACACUUCUGCUCGUUUUUUAAACAGUACACAACGCUCCUGUAUAUACUGUACACGUUACAGACAACAGUUUAAGUUACUUGACUUUUAUUCGACUUUUUUCAGGUGACCAUAGCUAUAAACUACAAACAGAGUUAUCUGCGCAUGAGCAGCAAAUCACAGCAGUCCCGGAUGUUAGACAAACACAAAUUACAGAGUAAGUCAAGUCGGAUUUCCAUCGCAUUGUUUUUCUUGAACCUGUCCUUUUUUUGCGACUAACUAGUAGUCAACAUAUGAUUACAAUGCGGACGAAGAGGAAAGCUUUGUCAUCUACAGGCUAAGACAAAAGGUGACUCAGUCUGCAUCUGCCUCAACGAAUGUGCAAAAGACUGCUUUUCAAGGAAAAGAAUUUUCAGCCAUCCCAAGCGUUUUACCCCGACUUUAUUCAAGUCGUUAAGGAAGCCAAGGAUUGCUUUCGGAAACAGACCGGUAGAGUUUUGUCAGCCCUUUGUAAUUCUUGUGUGUGUUUGUCUAAUUUUUUUUCUUUGCGGUGAGAACCGUAAGCUUGUGAAUAGCGAACGUUUUGCCAGUCGAGGGAGCGACUAUGUUUUGGUAUAAUGCAAAAUUAUGAUGUAAUGUUGAAACAGAGUUUAACAUUAAAGGGGUGCUUGCGAGUCCAUGAUGGGUCUUGAGAGUGGCUUUUAAACUGAAUCCUAAAUGUCCAGACCGCAGUCUCUCAUAAACUCUCGUUAUGGUCGUGCUAGUUGUUCCUCCUUUGGCCAUCUUCCGUUUUCUUUUCGAGUUUUUCCACUGAGCAGUCCUGGGUGUAAAAUGACUCAUCUUUAUAAGCUUGUGUUAGGGUAAAUGCCUAGCCGAGGUUGCACGGUUACUAACACCAAACAUUUCUGUUUCAGGGCUGAUGAAUUUAUGGUUAUUGCUUGUGACGGCAUAUGGUAGGUAAAUCGUCUUCAAUAAACUUUCUUUCAGAUCGCAGACGUUUACGCCGAUGUAACGAUUCUGUUGAUUGCUAUCUUCUCGAAUUAUGUAUCAUAAGAAGAUGUAUCUACAAUUUGUAGCUGUCCAGUUAGAACGAAAAUUUUCGUUUGAAUAUUUACAAUUUCCAUUGGAAUCAAUUUCUUAACCGUAAAAGAAAGUUCAAGACACUCGCCGAAUUCAAGCAUUAGGUUUAUUAGUUUUUUAUUUUUAUUGUUCCCCCUCAACUAAGUGCCAUCUACUUUUGAAACAAGUGACCUAACGAUUCAUGAGAGAGAUUGAUUUCUGAAAAGUACCUCCGAUGCAAGUAGCAGUAUAGGACGCCUGUUUCAGUCCUUUCUUGCGUAUUAACCAACUUUUUUCACCCUACAAGCAGUACCUUUCUUUCAUUUGCUCUAUUUUGGUGUACCCGAGAAAGACUGAAUGAAUCGAGUAAGAUCUUUGUGAAGCAUGCACUGCGUGUUGCUAGGAUGCAGUUUCGUAAAACAGUUUCAAACCCAAGCGUAAUAGCCGUGAGCUUGGUACAGUUAGGACUAUCGGUUUAGCAAUAAAUGAAUGCGUGCGCUCACAAAAACCAGUUUGACGAGAGCAAACAAGAUUGACAAGUUCAGAAGGUCAGGCAGAGGCUCUGAUGGCAGGGUGCUUUCUUGUGGAGUGAAUUAGCGUCUAUAUACUCCUUGGGGAUGCAUUGGUUUCUGCGGUGUAGUUGUACGCAAAAUUCUUGGACUUUUUUCAGUACUUUUAAUAUUUUUGCAAUGAACAAUAAGUGGUAUUUUGUCCUGAUUCGUAAACUCUUUUAAACGACAGGAAUGUGAAAGGAAGUCAGGAAGUGGUGGACUUUGUAUCAGAUCGUCUACGAGAACAAAGACAGAAAAAUCAGAUCAACCUUGCUCAGAUUUGUGAAGAGGUAAAUGUGUCAGUUCUCGUCAAAAGGCCUGUCAGACCUUUUGCAACAGUUGACGGUAUUAAGUGUCUCCUUACCCAUUAUACGUCUCAAAGUUUCUAUUGUGAUUAAUGUUUUAUGUUCUUUCUAGCCUUCCUUAUAAUAAAGCGCCCUUUUCUUUUGAAAGAGGUUAAUGAUAGAUAUUUUAAGUAAGUGGCAAGGCCUUGUCAACUCCAUAAAAAAGCUUUUACUUUAAGGUUGAAACCUGCAUGAAAUUUCUCCCGUGAAAAUUAGCGUUGUUGCUAAUCUAAACAUGCCCUUUUCAUUAUCUUUCCAGUGAAAUGAAGAACUUGAAAAUAUAGCUUGAAGUUUUUAUUUUUCAUUUGGUCACGUGAGCAACUAACGUCAAAGGCCUGCGGAUUAUAGAAUGUUUGCGCUUCUUGUGACGGUAUUCUUAGGUCCAGUUCAAACGUCGAUCUUUUCAUGUGCCGAACUUAAUACCAAUUUUGGUCGACCCAAAUGAUACAAGUUUGACGGUUUAUUGAGACGUCGAACUCAAUUAGUCGGACCCAAUUCAUUUUCACGAUGUUCAAUGGUCUACAAUGCUUACCAGUCAAAGUAAAUUUUAGUAAUUUAUGCAUUAGAUUCAGCAACAUGAGAAGUUCGACGUUUGAAACGAAUUCGCCUCUUAGUCGAAAUUCCCAUGUCGGCCACUCGAUCUUAAUUCAUAGGUUGACCCAAAUUAGACAUGUCGAUCUCUUCAAGUACUUUAUUGAAGAGGUUAGGUUCGGUACAUGAAAAGGUUGUUGUCGUUUGAACUGGGCCUUAACGCCAUUCCUAAGCAUUCUCGCAAUGUUUGUUUGCAGGGUCAAACAGUCAAAACAUUCCCACAGCAUUUACCGCGGUUAUUCGAACAAGCGCCGCAUGUAAGAGCAAAAUCGAAGCUUGACUUUUGGCUACUAAGAUUUUUUGCUUUUGUUUGUUUCCUUAGUUGUUAGAUGCUUGUUUAGCACCAGACACGAGUGGAGAUGGUUCAGGUUGUGAUAACAUGACGUCUAUUGUGGUAUUGUUUAAUUCUGACUCCAAAGCGACAGAAAACAACAAGAAACGCAAACUGGAAGAUGAAAAACCGGACAGCGAAUCCGCAGACAAGCGGAUCAAAGGAGACGAAUCCUAAUAUUGUUAUUCUAUGAUUAUUAUACGCACCUGUACAGAGACGUUUUAAUAUUAUUUAGACCACACUCAUCUCAGGCCAUCCUUCUGGUCCCCUCUUACUCAUUCCUGUUUACAGUCGUAUCGGGGCAAACCUACCCCCAUAGAUUCCAGUAAUGAAGUGAUUAUUGAUCAUUCAAUCCGAUAGUCGUUGUAGAUAUCAGAAUUGUUUCCGCAUUCCUGCAUGGGCAAUGAGGAACGAAUUUUAGACUUGCAGCUUCUCAACAUUCGAUCUGAUGGAAAAAUCUUGAGUUUUUCCUGAUUGAGGAUCAUAGUUUUGAAUAGAUAAAAUUCAGAGUAACAAAUUCAAGGAAACGGACAAUUCUUUCACUACUUCGCUUGUGAAUUCACUGCUCAUGAAGCAUACAGGAUGCAGAGAUGAAUCUAUAGGGAUAGUCUUGACCUGGCUUGAAUAUAAGCUGAUUCCAGCUGUUAUGUUUAAGGAAGAUGAGUGUAUGUCCCCGCAGUUAAAGUGUGAGCUAAUUGUGAAUUUAUGUUCGCUUCUCAACAAGCAAACCCAGCACAAACCUUCCCCUUACGUUUAU
This is a messenger RNA of Porites lobata, 12702 nucleotides long. The record is from the annotation of a GenBank genome assembly. Lineage: Eukaryota; Metazoa; Cnidaria; Anthozoa; Scleractinia; Poritidae.